AAUCAGCUGUUUUCGAAGCGAACGAAAAAUUUAACUGAACCCGAGAUUUGAAGCUAAAUUGUAGCAAAACAAGUGUCUAUUGGCAGCAAAAGUGUAACAGGGCCAGGAGAGCAAUGGAGCCGCCAUCGACGGGCGGUGUUACAGCCGCUGGCAACAAUACCACACACAAAUUUCACCCAUGCGACGAGGCGGUGAUAGCGACCAACGACGAUGCCAGCGAUUGCAAGCGGUGUGCCGUCCGCUUAGGCUACUGGAAGGACGACUACAUUGGUUACUUUGUGCGGAAUCAGGAGCGUAAGGCACCGGAGAUAAACCGUGGCUACUUUGCACGCGUCAAGGGCGUCGAGAUGUGCGUGGAGAAAUUCCUGAAGAAAACCUCUGGAAACUGCCAGAUCAUAAAUCUGGGCUGUGGCUUCGACACACUCUACUUUCGCCUGAGGGACACGGCGCACCAAGUGAAGAACUUCAUCGAGCUGGACUUUCCCACGGUGACGGCGCGCAAAUGCUACACAAUCAAACGCAACAAGGCACUGCUGGCCAAGAUACACGAUGAGGACGGCGAGGUGCGUCUCAGUCCCACCGAUCUGCAUGGCCCCAGCUACCAUCUGAUGGGCGUCGAUCUGCGCAAUCUCGACGAGGUGGACAACAAGCUGCAGCAGGCCGAGGUGGACUACACGCUGCCCACCAUCUUCCUGGCCGAGUGUGUGCUGGUCUACAUCGAAGCACAGAAUUGUCGCAAUCUUCUCAAGUGGAUAGCGCAAAAGUUUCAGGCCGCCGUCUUUGUCAACUACGAGCAGGUCAAUAUGAACGAUCGCUUUGGCGAGGUGAUGCUCAACAAUCUGCGUAGUCGUGGCUGCAGUCUGGCCGGUGUCGAGUCCUGCCUGUCGCUGGACACGCAAAAUCAGCGCUUCAAGGACUGCGGCUGGAGCGGUGCGCGUGCCUGGGACAUGGUGCAGGUGUACGAGAGCAUAUCCUCGGCCGAGCGGCAGCGCAUCGAGCGCCUGGAGAUGCUCGACGAGGGCGAGCUGCUGCUGCAGCUCUUCCAGCAUUACUGCCUGGUGGUGGCCUGGCUGGGCGUGGCCUUCCAGGACUUAGAUAUCACGGUGGAAGAGCUAAUGUCCUCGCUGAACAUUGACUAAUCGAAUGGAGGAGCGGCGACCAUCUUGGAUGCAUUACUUAUGGUCUUUAUGGCGUCUCUGCUUGCUGGCCCAAGUGGGUUGCAGCCAUGCCAAAUGUUUUUUUUCUCCUCUCAAUGUGUUAAUAAUGCAAAAACGAAAUUCGAAAAUCGUAAUCAUCUCGUACUCGUCUUUAAAUAUGGAACACACAGCCCCACACACACACGUGCAUCAUGUGCAUUGUUUAUUAUUAAAUUCACAAUUGUUCCUUAAGCAUUUUGCGGCUUG
Molecule: messenger RNA, 1403 nt
Organism: Drosophila subobscura
Lineage: Eukaryota; Metazoa; Arthropoda; Insecta; Diptera; Drosophilidae
Product: leucine carboxyl methyltransferase 1
Exons: 4
Coding region: 114-1139 (341 amino acids)
Biological process (GO): C-terminal protein methylation
Cellular component (GO): cytosol
Molecular function (GO): protein C-terminal leucine carboxyl O-methyltransferase activity
Source: RefSeq, a predicted model, not a curated record